GCAGUGCAGCUUGGCAAAUACACCGAGCUCCUCGUUUUGUAGCUCUAGGGUUUGAUCUGUGACGUCUAAUCCGGCCGCCAACAUCUGCGACGAAAUUUCGCGGCAAAAUCGAUGAGUGUACGGAAAGAUAUUCCACACGUUAAUUGGCUCAAUUAAUUUGUAAAACGAUGGCAUUAGUAAAUGCAGAUAGAAUCAAAUCGGAGCUGAGCACGUUCGACAUUGUUUGUGGAGACGACAUAUUGGACAAGCUGUUGGAGCAGUGUCUGUGCAACAGGUUGCAGGGGGAUGAUAUAGUCCUGGAGUGGGUGGCUUUCAGCACCACCAAGGGAGGCUUGAAACUCAGUUUGAACACACUGGAGCAGUUUGAGCAUGAGGUUCUAAACAAGAAAUACAAGGCCAAGCCGGCCAUCGCAAAGCGAGAGGAAUCACACAACAGAACCAGGGAUAUCAACUCGCUGCAUGACCUAAUCAAAGCAGAAGAAGAAGAGGAGAGUCUUCUGGACUCCUAUUCCACCCCAGCUAAGGGUUCUCAGAAGCGUGCCCUGACCACCCCAGAACACCCCCAGUCUAAGAGGAGUGCAGCUCUUAUAGCCAGCCCUGGCCUGCUGCUGUGCUCAGCCAGCUUCUCCCCCAGUGUGACCCCUUCUCAGAAGUACAGUCAGCGUGGAGGUCGGGGGGAGGUGGUGUCUACAUUUGGGGCCGUCCAGGGCACACGUUGGGCAGGGAGGAAAGGGCAGACGAACGGGGUUCAGCUGGAGCUCCUAGAGGGAUCAGAGGACUCUUUGAUUAACAACUACAAGUACAUGUUCCAAAGGCUGAGGGAUGUCCGCAACGUGUUGACCGAGAAGAUUGAGGAGCUGGGAGAGGAACUGAGGAUAAACUUUAACAUAGAAGAGUUCUCACCUGUGUCUCUUCCUGCUCAGGACAGUGUGACUGUCCUGGGACAGGUGUGCUGUGACAGUAAUGGGAAGCUUAACUCUCAAUCAGUGCUGUUGGAGGCAGGGCCUGAUCAGGGUGAGCGGCAGGUGCCAGUAGACCUGUCUGAACUCAGAGACUACUCACUCUUCCCUGGACAGGUGGUCGUCAUGGAGGGGAUGAAUACUUCAGGGAGGAAGUUUGUGGCAUCUAAACUCUUUGAGGGUGUCCCCCUCCCAUUCUACUCUACUCCCAUCAAACAGGAAAUGGACAUGGACAUUCCUGAUGUUCCAGAGCAGCUUUUGGUGAUGGUGGCCUGUGGUCCCUACACCCCCUCUGACGGCCUGACCUUUGACCCCCUGGUGGACCUCAUCAACGUCAUCGCCAGGGACCGCCCUGACGUUUGCAUACUGCUGGGACCCUUUGUGGACUCCAAACAUGAGCAGAUAGAGAAAUCUCUGGUGACGGAAACGUUUGAUGCCAUCUUCUCCAGAUGUGUGGGAAGCAUUGUGGAAGGAACCAAAGGAGUUGGAUGUCGGUUGGUAUUUGUUCCCUCCCAGAGAGAUGUCCACCAUCACUUCAUUUACCCACAACCCCCUUUCAUCCUGCCGGACCUCAGCAAGGAUGACGCAAAGCGUAUGACCCUGGUGCCUGACCCCUGCACCCUGCUCAUCGAUGGCGUGACCUUUGGCCUGACCUCUACAGACAUCCUUUUCCACAUGGGAGCAGAGGAGAUCAGCUGUGCCUCUGGCUCGGACAGAUUCUCACGCAUCUUGAAGCAUAUGUUGACCCAGAGAAACUACUACCCCUUGUACCCGCCUGUGGAGGAGGUGAACAUGGACUAUGAGAAGUUCCAGUGUUACGGCCAGAUGCCCCUCACUCCUGAUGUGCUCAUCGUCCCCUCCGAGCUACGCUUCUUCAUCAAGGAUGUGAUUGGCUGCGUGUGUGUCAAUCCUGGACGCCUGACCAAGGGCCAGGUGGGAGGGACUUAUGGCAGGCUGCUCAUCCAGAGGAGCGCCCCAUCGAUAGAUGGAAAGAGAGUCAGUCCCUGUGUGGCUGGCCAAGUGGUCAAGAUCUAAUCUGAUUGAAGACUGACUGAAGAUUGAUUUCUCUCCCCAUCGCUCUCAUCUUCAUAUUACAAAACUAUCUAUUUUACAAUGACUAUUAAUGUAGCUAGCUGCUUACUGUAACUUAAUUUGAUAAUUUGCUCAGUCCUGUAUGUGUUUGGUAUUCUACUGAAUCACUCCUUAUUUUACAGUGGAGUUUUCCAAAGACAUGAUAUUGGGCACUUCAAUGAUUAUCAGUCAUCCUUUCUGAUUCUCACACUAUUCUUGUCAAUAAAUAAUUAUUUCUCAAUCUG
Messenger RNA from Oncorhynchus gorbuscha (pink salmon), 2275 nucleotides. It is a transcript of the gene pola2, whose product is annotated as polymerase (DNA directed), alpha 2. Gene Ontology annotation, cellular component: alpha DNA polymerase:primase complex. Lineage: Eukaryota; Metazoa; Chordata; Actinopteri; Salmoniformes; Salmonidae. The transcript is spliced from 18 exons. Bases 168 to 1994 code for a protein of 608 amino acids. Gene Ontology annotation, molecular function: DNA binding. The record is from RefSeq and is a predicted model, not a curated record. Gene Ontology annotation, biological process: DNA replication; DNA replication initiation.